Messenger RNA from Lodderomyces orthopsilosis Co 90-125, 1239 nucleotides. RefSeq lists its product as uncharacterized. Lineage: Eukaryota; Fungi; Ascomycota; Pichiomycetes; Serinales; Debaryomycetaceae. Bases 1 to 1239 code for a protein of 412 amino acids. The record is from RefSeq and is a predicted model, not a curated record. Gene Ontology annotation, cellular component: nucleolus. The transcript has a single exon. Gene Ontology annotation, molecular function: 5S rRNA binding. Gene Ontology annotation, biological process: ribosomal large subunit assembly; rRNA processing.
AUGAGUGAGCCAGCAAAAACAAGAAAGCAACCUUCGAGAAAGGGUAAGAAAGCAUGGAGGAAGAAUGUGGACAUUGAAGAUUUGGAAACAAAACUUCAGGAAGUUAGGGAUGAAGAAAUUAUCAAGGGACCUUCACCCCAGGAUGAUUUUGUCAUUGAUGAAACACCCAACAUUAGUUUGAAAGAGCACAAGGCAUCAAGGAAACUCAAAACACAUGAGAUUUUAACCAACAAGUCCAAAGUUCCUGCGUUAAUCAAUCAUCGUGCAAAGAAGAAUGAAACAGUACAAGGAGUGAAGAAAACAGAAAUGUUGAGGUUGUUAAAGUUACGCGGUGGAAAAUACAAGGAUGAAAGCAAAACCAUGGCAAGAAUCGAACAAGACGGCUUGAUAAAUGGUGACAGUGAAGAUCUUUGGGAUGAUGAUAGCUCUAUCAAACAGAAAUCCAAAAUCCCCGAUUAUGGAACAUCCACAGCUGAAGUCACCAAAGCAACUGUAGUGCCGCCAACCUUGCGGGUCAAACCUAUACAGAUCACCAAGAAUGAUUUGACAGAAAAGUCGGUACAUGCAGGAAAAUCAUACAACCCCUCGUUGGAAUCGUGGAAGGAGUUGAUAAAUCAAGAAUAUGGUGUGGAGUACAAGAGAGAGUUAACUAGACAGUCAAUGGAGGAUCACAGAUUGAAAAUACAAGAGCUCAUGGUUAUUUUGAAUGAUAACAUGUUAUCAGAUGACAGUGAUGAAGAAGAAGAGAGAGAAGCCGACACAAAUGAUGGUGGUGAAAAGGAUUAUUCCUUGUCAAUCAAUAAGCCAACGAAGAUCAAGAUUAAAACAAAGACAAAGAGAAAUAAACAAGCAAAGCACAGGGAAAGAGUCAAAUUAGAGCAAGAAAUCAAGGGCUUGAGAAAACAAUUGAAGGAUCUUUCUAAUUUGGAUGAAAUUCUACAGAAGCAACAAGAAGAGGAAGCAGAGACUAAAUCAAGGACAAAACCUUCUGAGAAACCAAGAAGUUUAAAAAGGAAUAAAUUGCACAAGUACACCCCUGUUGAAACACCAUUGGAAUUGAAACUAUCUGACGAAUUGACGAGUAACUUGAAAAACUUGAAACCCGAAGGAAACUUAUUUUAUGAUCAAAUGUUGAACUUGCAAUCAAGUGGAAAGAUUGAGAGUAGAGUACCCGUUCAUAAAAAGAGAAAAUACGCCAAAAAAGUCACUGAAAAAUGGACCUACAAGGAUUUCAAAUAG